AUGGAUCGGGAGAAGCUCCAAGGCGAGCACGCUCACCUCCUGCAGAGCUCCUCCAUCACUCAGGAAACAGCGGUCAGUCAGAAGAAGCUGCUGGAGCAGACCGUUGGGAGGCUACAGGAGGAGCUGAGCACGGCGAGGAGAGCGGAGGAGGCGCUGAGAAAAGACCUGGAGGCUUCUAGAAAUGAGUUCUGUCUGCUCGCCACGAAGCUGGAGGCUGAAAAACGUGCUCUGGCCACGGAGCUGAGGGAAGCCAGGCGAGAGGUGGGAUCUCUGAGCUCAGCCCUGCAGAACCAGCAGGACGAGAACUGGAGGCUCAUGGGAAAGGUGUCUGCUGUAGAGCAGCAGCAGAAUGCAGUGCAGCAUGUUGACCAGAUGCUGAAGGAUCCAACUGACAAGAACAAGCUGGAUAACGAAAAAGGGAAACUGAAGAUCAGCGAGCUGCAGGGUUUGUGUGGACCUGCAGAGGGCGCUGUCAGUCCAGCCUCCUGUAACAGACUCCAGCUCAGCAGCCAGACACCACAUCAGGAGCUGGAGGGACGGGAACAGGAGCUGGACACCCUCCAGAAGGACAGAGUGCAGGCUCAGACGGAGAUCAGAAGACACCAGGCAGAAGUGGAGAAACUCCAGAGACUCCUGACCAGCACUCACUCGAAGAAGACCAGAGCUUUGGAGUCCUUGCAGAAGGCCUUGGUUACAGCCAGAGGCGACAACAGGAGGCUGGCCCACAGUUUGGAUCAGGCUGUGCUGACCAACAGCAGCUUACACAGGAAGCUGGAGCAGGCUCGAGACCAGUACCAGGCCUCCAUCAGGCUGAGAGAUGACGAGUUACGUGAAGCUCGGACAAAGAUCAGCUGUUUGUCUGCAGAUCUGAGCGCCAUAAAGCACCAAAGCAGGGAAGACUAUCAAUCAUCCAUGAAGACACUGCAUCGAGAAAUAUCAGAGCUAAAAACGACAGUUCAGGAUUCAUCAACCAGGUCCAGUGAACUGUCCAAGACCAAUCAGGAUCUGCACAGACGGGUGUCCGAGCUGCAGCAGCUGGUGUCCAAACAGAAAGCUGGUAUCAGAGAGCAGAGGAGCACACAUGGACAGGACAGCUCUCAGAAAGUGGAGCAGAGGUCAGAAGAGAAGAUGGGGAAUCUGCCUGAGCAGGAGCAGAGCGACGGUGAGCUCCUGGUGGUCGGGCUGCUACCUGAACAGGUUACAAGCAAACGGCAGGCAGAGCUGGAGAGGUGGACUUCUACCAUCGAACGCUGGGAGGCCAAGAGAGAGCUGGCUCACACCGCUGGAGGGUCCACGCAGUGAGGACACAGCUGAUAACACAAGCACACUGAUAAUAAGCAGCACAUACAACACACACCUGAUCACAAAGUGACAGGGAUCCUUUGUAUUUAUUCAAACAUUAAACAGCGACCAACAGAGAGGAAGAGAUAGCAGCCACACGUGAACCAGCAGCCGUCACUCAGACAUGUGUGUGUGUGAUAUCCUCCACAUUUAUCGAUCAGAAUUUAAUGUCGGCCAAGAUGGAAACAUGCAAACUGUACAACCAUAACCUCUGAUAUACGUCUCCUCUGUACAAAGACUCUCAUGUUUUUGUACCAACAGGUUCUUUAUACAAAAGUAGUUUUAAAUAGCACUGUGUACAAAUGUAUGACUCUCCAUCUACCAUAGUUGCACUUCAUUAUGUACAGAGUGUUGGUUUGUGUAACUGUGAAUGCAUGAUGUGAGGUCACGCUCUCACUUGA
Molecule: messenger RNA, 1742 nt
Organism: Stegastes partitus (bicolor damselfish)
Lineage: Eukaryota; Metazoa; Chordata; Actinopteri; Pomacentridae
Product: coiled-coil domain-containing protein 150-like
Exons: 12
Coding region: 1-1302 (433 amino acids)
Source: RefSeq, a predicted model, not a curated record